CUCGUCUUAAAUAAAUCAGGGUUGACAGAUGCGCAUCGCUGAGCUUUUUGUGACACAGAUGUACACGUCUACGAAAAUGCAAAACAAGAGACGUAAUUCACACCUUUGCUUGCUUUCAAUCAGCGUUCUCACGUAUGUUGCAAUUAAUUUCACGAACGGACAACAUCAUGGACACGCGCACGAUGAACCGGCGUCGUUUAAAUAUUCACAGCAGGCGAACGAAGAGCCACCGGCUGCGGAUGUGAACCACGGCCACGCACACAGUCAUGGACACGGGGUACACGGGCAUGCUCACAAGCAUGGAGAUCAUGGUCACGCACAUUCCCAUGGUGGCAAUGAUCAUGGUCACGCACAUUCCCAUGGUGGCAAUGAUCAUGGUCACGCACAUUCCCAUGGUGGUAAUGAUCAUGGUCAUGCACAUUCCCAUGGUGGCAAUGAUCAUGGUCACGCACAUUCCCAUGGUGGUGGUAAUCAUGGCCACUCGCAUGGGAAGAAGGAUCAAGGCCAUGUACACUCGCACAGUAAAGAAAAACAGGAGCCUGUGAAAAAGUCCGAACCAAAACAGGAGCCUCUGAAGAAGUCCGAACCAAAAGUAAAGAAUACUGGUAUGAAACUCUGGAUAGAGGCUUUGUCUGCCACAGCAAUAAUCAGUGUAUCGCCUGUAUUUAUUCUACUGUUCAUUCCACUUGACAAUACUGACCAACAUCAACCUCUUCUGAAGAUUCUGCUCAGCUUUGCGUCUGGUGGAUUGCUGGGAGAUGCUUUUCUACAUUUGAUUCCUCACGCUGUGGCCCCACAUUCACAUGGUGGUGAAGACCACGGCCAUUCACAUGAUCACGGACAUUCACAUGGCGAAGGGGGCCAUUCUCAUGACAUGUCGGUAGGUCUUUGGGUCCUCGCUGGGAUCAUCACUUUCCUUAUCGUGGAGAAGUUUGUAAGGAUUGUGAAAGGUGGACACUCGCACUCACAUUCUCAUGCACCACCAGUAGUUGCAGACAAGAAGGAUGAGAAGCAAAGCAAAGAUGACAAGAAAAAGUCUGAUGAUGACAAGGAAUCCUCUGACAAAAAAACUGAAACUGACAAAAAGACAGAUGAGACUAAACAUGUAGAAGUUGUGGAGGAUAUUAAGGUGGCUGGCUACCUCAACCUGGCUGCAGAUUUUGCUCACAACUUUACGGAUGGGCUAGCAAUUGGUGCUUCAUUCAUGAUGGGGCAGAGCUUGGGAAUCAUCACAACAAUAACUAUCUUCCUGCAUGAAAUUCCUCACGAGAUUGGCGAUUUCGCCAUACUGGUACAAUCUGGUUGUACAAAGAAAAAGGCAAUGAUGCUGCAGUUUAGCACAGCCAUCGGAGCGAUGCUGGGGACCAUCUGCAGUCUGUUUGCAGAGGGUAUCGGAAACGAAGCCACAGCCUGGAUCUUGCCAUUCACCGCUGGUGGCUUCAUUUACAUCGCUACUGUGUCGGUAAUACCUGAGCUUCUAGAGGACACAAAGCUUGGGCAGUCCAUUAAAGAGAUCUGUGCUCUACUUGUCGGGGUUUACAUGAUGGUUCUUAUAGGGCAAUAUGAGUGAAGUAGGUCUAUAAAAUAGUUUUCCUUGAAAACAUUAUUUUUUCUUCUCUGUGCUUACCUGAGCAUGCAGUGCUCAUGGAAAGCUAUUGUGGUCAGACUAUGUUUAGCGUCCUGUUUUGUUAGCUGUAAGCUUAUAGCUAGUUAUCAAUCAAGAGAUCAAAUUCAGUACACAAACUCAAUAUAACUUGGACUGAAUGUUUAUCUUGAUGAUAUCUUGGUAGAGUUCAAAUCUGGGUAAUGUUCCCCCAAAACAAGGUCACCAGAUUAAUUAGUAUAUAUAUUUCUUUUAACCUUUCAAGGCCAUGUUGGAAUAUGGGUCAAAAGUGAUAAAAAAAACAGUUCACCAGGUCAAGUCCUCAGCAAUUUCUGUACCUUUGACUCAGGUGAGCGUGUUAGUUCUAUCAUGGUCCACUUGGAUUAGUAGUAUCUUAUUAGGGAUACAUUAAAUUGUCUUGACUUUGUAUAGUUGAUGUUCAUUAUGUACUGUUUCAUUUCGUGCUCAGUAAAUAUUGCAGAUUUUCUUUCUAAACAUUGUGAUCAUGAUUAAAUGACAGUUGUGGAUAUGUUCACUAAAAGUAUAUUGUUUAAUUUUAGUUCCAACAUUUUGAAGUAUUGAUUAUUCUUCUGGACGACAUAAUGUUUGUGUCUAACCAAAAAACUAUUAAGAAGUGUCACUCUGUUGCUGUUUUACUUUAUUUUAUUUGUCAUUCAAUUGAGCGUGUUUGAAGCUUUGACAAUUGAUGUUAACAGCUGUAGAAAAGAGUUGCUCACAUAGCCAACUUAAAUGACUUGAUGGAAAUAACUUGCUAGUUCACUGUUUUUCAGCACUGCAGUUAAUAUUUGAUAUGGUAUGCUAGUCAUUCCGCUAAAAGACAUCUUACAGUUUCAUUAUACCAUGUUCAAAGAAAACUGUGCAUUUGAUUAUUGUAUUUAAAUUAACGAGAUUCAGAAUGGUUAGUUAAAUACAAAGACAUUUGUCUUCAAACCUCUUGUAUGCAUUGUUUUGGAUAUUAUUAUGUAAAAAAGAGCUUGUAUAAAUGUUUUAUGUUUUAUUAAACUAUGAUAUACUUAACAUAUCAUUUGCAUUUACAUAAUUUAUGUUGGCAAUGUGCAGUGAUGAAUUGAAUGUUAAUGGUGAUAAAGUUAUUUUACUUUUAGAAUAUGUCUACAAAUAUAAAUAAUAUUUGGGUUUUUGUUGCAAAAUUUAUAGGAAUUUACUUGGUCAAGUGAAAACAUUAUAUUGCAUUUACCAAUAAUGCUUGUUUUAGAAUUUUUAUUUCUUAUUUAUUUCAUUUUUUCCAGUGUUAAAAGUGUUUUUGAGGCUUAUCUAUUGUGGCUUGUCUGACUUUGAAUGUAACCUUUGUUUCCGUUAUAAUUGUUGACAACCAGUGUCUCCUUGGAAAAAACAUAACUCCAACACAAAUUUGCAAAUCUAAAACAUUUUGUUUUAAAUUUUGUCAAUUUAUCUAAACGUGAAAAGGUCACUCUUAAUUAUUGACAAAACUGUAUUGACAGUGUUUGAAUGUCUAUCUUACCUGCAAGAUUGUAACUUUUAUCUCAUAUGAUGUAAUUUUCUUCACGUUAUUCAAAACUGUAUGCGUGUGCUGUUGUUAUGUAUAAGGGGUGGAGCGCUGAAAUUAAUUUUAUUCCCCCGGUAGGAGGGCAUAUAGUGAUUGGACUGUCCGUCCGUCUGUCCAUCUUUCCGUCACACUUUGCGUUUAGGUUUCGAAAAAUGCUCAUUACUUCUAUGUUCCUUGACAUGUAACCUUCAUAUUUGGUAUGCAUGUGUAAAUGGACAAGGCCUUUUUAAUAUGCAUACAAAUUUUGACCCCUGUGACCUUGACGUUGAACUAAGGGUCUGCGUUUAGGUUUCGAAAUCUGUGUUUAGGUUUCGAAAAAUGCUCAUAACUUCUAUGUCCCUUGAGAUAUAACCUUCAUAUUUGGUAUGCAUGUGUAUAUGGACAAGGCCUUUCCAUACGCACACAAACCUGUGACCUUGACGUUGAACUUAGGGUCCGCGUUUAGGUUUCGAAAUCUGCGUUUAGGUUUCGAAAAAUGCUCAUUACUUCUAUGUCCCUUGAGAUAUAACCUUCAUAUUUGGUAUGCAUGUGUAUAUUGACAAGGCCUUUCCAUACGCACACAAAUUUUGACCCCUGUGACCUUGACCUUGAACUUAGGGUCCAUGUUUACGUUUCGAAAUCUGCGUUUAGGUUUCGAAAUAAAGCUUAUAACUUCUAUCAAGCGUUUAUAGGGGGCAUAAGUCAUCCUAUGGUGACAGCUCUUGUUUAUAACAUAAAAUAUCGGGAGCUAUGCUUACCCAACAGCUAUAAUACAAAAUAAAAUUGUAUUUCACUGACUAUAUGUUUGGUGAUGGUCUGACAUGUGUGGGGUGUUUGCAAGUAGUGAUCAUGAGCUAUAUAUGUACAUUAUUAUAUUAUAUGUCAUAGGGACUUUCAAUCACAUGCAAUAAAAGUUGCCUUUAAUAAUUAAGUUAUGUUUUAGAACAAUAAGGAGUAUGUUUGUGUGCAUCAUGCAGAUGUAAGUUAAGAUUUGUAGAGGAAUACAUUAUAUUGGCAUAUGGACAGGUAUGAGUAUACAGACAGUAUAGUUGUUAAGAUGCUUACAGCACGUGCUGAUGUGUACAGAAGUGUUUACAGUUCCUAGUUUCAAGGUAAAAUACAAGAGUAUAAAGAGUAUAAACAAGUGAAGUCAAAGUCAAAUUUAGUAUUCUUAAAAUUAAUAUAAAACGUUAAUGGCUUUUUCACAUAAUCUUUUGCAUGUACAUGGCUUUGCUUUAACAGCGCGAUGAUAUUGUUAUCAUUUAAUUGAAAUUAAUUAGUAUUGAAAAAUGUUGUAAAGCUAUGUAAAUAUGUUUAAAAUACUUACCAAACAGCUAUAAUACAAAAUAAGUUGUAUUUACACUGAUUUUAUAUUUGGUGAUGGUCUGUCACGUGUGUAGGUGGUGUUUGCACUUAGUGAUCAUGAGCAAUAUAUGUCCAUAGGCACUUUGAAUCAAUUAAGGGAUUGAAAUGUUUCUUAUUUUCCUAACUCCUACUUUAUUUAUGGUUCCAGAGGCAAAGUAUUUACGAUUUAAGUUUACUAUAAAUUUGGAGAUAAUUUUAUUUUUACAUUAUGCAUUCAAGUGACCAAUGAAAUUUCUGAAUAAAUGCCCCUUACUUUUCCCCUUAACGGACUGGAAAGUUAUUUUCCUGACUUUUAUGGUCAAACUACUGGUAAAAUUAGUGAAAUGUAGUUAAAUCAUACAUAAAAAUAAUGCCAUCAUAACCAAAGUUAUCCGUUUCUUAUAUAGUUAUUGGUGCAAAAAAAUAUUCUACCUGUCCAACUUUGUACUUGACGUGAACUUACUUACUAGCAUAAUAAAACGAUAAACGUG
Messenger RNA from Dreissena polymorpha, 4963 nucleotides. Its product is annotated as zinc transporter Slc39a7-like. Gene Ontology annotation, biological process: zinc ion transmembrane transport; intracellular zinc ion homeostasis. Gene Ontology annotation, molecular function: zinc ion transmembrane transporter activity. Gene Ontology annotation, cellular component: membrane. The transcript is spliced from 3 exons. The coding region runs from base 29 to 1570 and encodes 513 amino acids. NCBI's taxonomy places the organism in Eukaryota, Metazoa, Mollusca, Bivalvia, Myida, Dreissenidae. The record is from RefSeq and is a predicted model, not a curated record.